CAUGUCUACACGUUGAUUCGCCGAUAGGUUAUGUCUCCAUCUUGUACUUUUUAUCAACAUCAAGUUUCAUGUUGAGCUUUUUUCAGUGAUAUUUUCAAUUUUACGUCUUUUAUCUCAGUAAUAAUUUAAACAGUUACAAUGGCAGAAGCAAUGAGACAGGAGAUAGCGUCUAUGCUGAAGGGUAUUCAAAGGUACAACCCAGAUAAUCUUCAGAGCGUAGAACGUUACGUAACAUUCCAAGCUAAAGAGAAUGCAUAUGAUUUGGAAGCAAACCUAGCAGUUCUCAAGUUUUAUCAGUUUAAUCAGAGUUAUGACAUUGAUAUGACCUGCACCAUUUUAUUGAAAGCAUUGACGAACCUGCCUCACACAGAUUUUGUUCUUUGCAAAUGUUUAUUGAACGAAGGAAUAGUGCAAGAAUCUAAUGUCAGCCGAAUUAUUCAUUUGGCAAACCUGUUGGAAAGCUGCGAUUUCAAACAGUUUUGGGCAAGAUUAAGAGAAAUCCCUGAACUGCAUCGACAUGUUGUCGGAUUCCAAGAUUCAAUUCGUAAAUUUGUCUGCCACGUAAUUGGAAUAACUUUCCAAACUAUUAACAAGAAUCUUCUAGCUCAGCUCCUCGGAGAUGUUGAUUCUCACACUCUAAACCAGUGGAUUCAGAAAUACAACUGGAGUCUACGAUCUGAUGGAUAUGUUUAUGUAGCAAAUCAAGAGGCAUGCAUCAAAACCAAAAAUAUCACUGAAAAUAUUGCUUUUGACUCCGUUAUGAAUAUAAUGAAGUACUGUCGACAGGGAUGAAAUUUUUAGUUAUAAGGUUUUUUUUUAUUUUUUCAUUAAUACUUUGUCAAUGUCAAAAUAAAAAACAUGAAAAAACUCUAA
Bemisia tabaci is the source of this 873-nucleotide messenger RNA. RefSeq names its product eukaryotic translation initiation factor 3 subunit k (gene eIF3k). Gene Ontology annotation, cellular component: cytoplasm; eukaryotic translation initiation factor 3 complex. The record is from RefSeq and is a predicted model, not a curated record. Lineage: Eukaryota; Metazoa; Arthropoda; Insecta; Hemiptera; Aleyrodidae. Gene Ontology annotation, molecular function: ribosome binding; translation initiation factor activity. Gene Ontology annotation, biological process: regulation of translational initiation.